Messenger RNA from Dreissena polymorpha, 2161 nucleotides. RefSeq names its product adhesion G protein-coupled receptor L1-like. Gene Ontology annotation, cellular component: membrane. NCBI's taxonomy places the organism in Eukaryota, Metazoa, Mollusca, Bivalvia, Myida, Dreissenidae. Bases 11 to 1675 code for a protein of 554 amino acids. The transcript has 17 exons. The record is from RefSeq and is a predicted model, not a curated record. Gene Ontology annotation, molecular function: G protein-coupled receptor activity. Gene Ontology annotation, biological process: cell surface receptor signaling pathway; adenylate cyclase-activating G protein-coupled receptor signaling pathway.
GCCCGGUGCGAUGAAAGUUCUAAAUGUGGUUGACAAAUACACAGACGUUUUAAAGAAUACACUCGGAAACAAUUCCGAGAGCAGUAAAACUAUAUCAUCGGACAAUAUGGUUGUUCAUGUAAGUAUGGUUAACACAACAUCCGAUGAGUUAAAAUUCCCAGAUAAACCGCCCCUACGCAUUAAAAGUUCAGUUAUUCUGCCGAAGGCUUCAGUAACAGGAUCAAAAACAAUCGCAGCAGUAGUGUACAGAAAUCUGUCAGGAAUCAUUUCAUCAAAGUUAAAAAAUGUCAGUAAUUCCACUAUAAAUUCAGAAGUUGUGACAGUGACGUUGGAUAAGUGGGAGAACACCACAAACUUUGUUAUUGAUAUAACAAUGGAAUACGCUCAGAACCUUAACUCAGCUCCAAUUUGCAGUUUUUGGAAUGCUUCAAUAUUUUCCUGGGACACCACCGGAUGUCGUGUCAUGUCCUCCAAUCAUUUAAGCGCAACAUGUCGUUGCACGCACCUGACGAACUUUGCAAUUCUUAUGAGCCCAUUUAUUCAGAGCAGUGCGAAUUCUAAAGACCUCGACAUCAUUUCCAUAGUUGGUUGUUCGAUAUCAUUGGCCGGCUUGACGUUGACAAUUACUUUCCAUAUAGUGCUUUGGAAGUUUGUAAGCAAACGACGUGUUGUUGUCUUGUUGAACCUGUCCGUGGCCCUCAUAAUUGCUUACGUUAUGUUUAUUGGUGGCAUUGACAGAACGGAAAACAAGAUCGUAUGUACUACGUUGGCGUCUUUGUUGCACUAUAUUUACCUGGUAGUUUUUUCCCUUAUGUUGGUUGAAGGUAUUGACGUCGCCGUGUCAAUACUAAUUGUCUUUAAAACACAAUCAAAACUGAAAUGGAUGCUGACAGCUGCAUGGGUUGUGCCUGCUGUGAUCGUUGGGAUAACGCUCGGUGUCACCAAGACAAAGGGAUAUGGAAAUGAAAUAUCAUGCUGGUUGACAAUUAAGGGAGGUGUCAUUUGGGCGUUUGUUGGACCUGCACUGCUAGUCGUUUUGGUCAACUUCAUCAUCCUAGUGAUUGUGAUACGGACAAUACUAGGAUCGUACACCAUGGCAAAGAAGUCAACGGUAGAAAGAUCAAAGUCAGCAGUAUGGUGUCUAUUAGCUUUACUACCGUUGAUGGGUCUUACUUGGGUUCUGGGAGUUUUCUAUCUGGACGAAAGCUUUGCCUGGGUACAAUACGUCUUUGCUGUCUGCAACAGUCUCCAGGGUUUGGUGAUUUUCAUGUUCCAUUGUGCAUUUAACAAAACGCUUUGGAAGGCAUAUAAAACGAAGAAACAAAAGUCGUCGUACGCCACUAGUACUUACCUCAAAUCUCGAACCACUGCAGUAAGAUCGGUUAUAACUGAAAACAGUGAAGUAAGCAUGAAUGUUCACGACACAUUCGAAAUACCGUCAGUUGACGAAUCGGCCAAAACACGUUACGAGAACUUAUCGAUCAAACAACCAAUACAAACUGCUGCAAAGGCUGACAAAGAAGAGCAAGUCGAUGGUAUCAGUAAGCACUCUGAGGAAAACGCUAAUGACGACAAGCUCAGAAGAAACGAUGAUGAGGAAACUGCGAACACAGAUAUCCAUGACCUCGGGCUGGAAAACCCUGCAGACAAAUUCUUCUAUAGUACGGCGUUAUAGAUGUUGAAGUGUUACUGAAGUAAAACAUGAUGCGGAACUAUUUGGGUAUACCGUUUAAUCAGUCUCAUAAAGACACGGAGUCUCCAUUUCCUGUACUCACAAUGCUGCUGAUGAAAGCAAUACUGAAAAUGAUUUUAUUAAAGUCGAAGGAUGGUUGGUUUAUAUAUAUUCUAUGUUGAAAAAUUAAAAUACUUUUGUUUAAAAUACGAUCGCCAAUAUUCAUAUUAUUGUUUGUUAUUGAAUCAAGAGAUUUGUUUGAUAUUUUCCUGGAAAUGCCGCCUCGUUCGAUACGGCUUUGUCUGUUUACCGUCACACAACAUUUCACAGCUUUGUGAUAUUUAUAUAAUAUACAACACAGAGACGGCCAUAUUAGUUUAAAUGACUUUUAAAAUGUAAUAUGUAUUACAUACAUCAAAUAAAUUAUUUCUUAAUUAUAGUCCGUAAACCUUAUAUAAAUGCAUUACCAUAAUAAAGUUCAUUGAUAAA